This is a messenger RNA of Plasmodium vinckei vinckei, 1671 nucleotides long. Its product is annotated as ATP-dependent RNA helicase DDX51, putative. Gene Ontology annotation, molecular function: ATP binding; nucleic acid binding. The transcript is spliced from 3 exons. The coding region runs from base 1 to 1671 and encodes 556 amino acids. NCBI's taxonomy places the organism in Eukaryota, Apicomplexa, Aconoidasida, Haemosporida, Plasmodiidae. Gene Ontology annotation, cellular component: nucleus. The record is from RefSeq and is a predicted model, not a curated record.
AUGACAAGCAGCAUAUAUAUAGAUAAUGUAAAAGGGUUAAUUGAAAGCAGUUAUGAGAAACUUGUGAAUUCGAAUCUUUUAAAUGAACCAGAAAAUGAGAUAGAUAAUGGGAUAAAUGCAAAAGUUAAUCAAAAUAGUAAUAGCGAGAAAAAUAGUAAAGAUGUGAAAAAAGGCGACAAGAAAGAUAAUGAAUGCAAUGAUGCAUUAGAGGAUGAAAAAAAAAUUGAAGAAGUAAGGAGUACGUUAAGUUCGAACUGUAGAAUAAUAAAAAUAAAGGAUGAUCAAAUCGAGAUAUCAAAAUGGAACUCUUUGAAAAGUAAUCCAAUAAAUGAGUAUAUAAUAGACGCACUGAUUAAUAUGUUUAAUUUUAAAACAUUUUUACCUUGCCAAAGUUGUAUAUUAGAAUAUUCAUUAUUAUAUAAAAAUGGAUCAAACUCGUUUUUAACUGGUGAUAUAUAUAUUGAAGUCCCCACAGGCUUAGGGAAAACAUUAUGUUAUAUUGUAACAAUAUUAGAUUAUUUUUUAUGUAAAAAGGAUAAUUCUUUUUUUUGUUUAAUAUUAACAGCAACCGAAGAAUUGGUACACCAAAUUUUAAAAGUGAUAAAUAAAUUUGACAUAAAAAACUUAAAAUGCCAAGAUAUAAAUAUAAAUAAGUUUCAUUCUAACAUAUAUUUUGAUGAACUUGUUCAUAACACUUUUGACAAUUGUAAUAUUAUUGUUACAACUACAAAUAAAUUUGAAUUAUUAUUUUAUAGCAAUGAGCAUUUAUUUAAAGAUUUAAAAUUUUUAAUUAUUGAUGAAGUAGAUAAAAUUGUGUCUUUAGAUAAAACCAAUAUAUGUAGUUUAGCUAACUCAUUAACAAAAAUUGUAGAAAAAAAUCAGAAUGCAUCAAAUAAUUUAUAUAGACCAAAAUAUUUUCUACAGAAAUAUUUAGUAUCUGCUACUUUAUGUAAGGUUUCAGAUAAUUUAAUGCCUUUAAAUUUGUAUAGACCUAUUUUUUUUUAUUAUACAUUAAGUCAAGCUAGAAACGACGAAUUUUACUAUUUUACCAAAAACACAAAUAAAAAGAUAUAUUACAUGAUUUCGCUCAUUCAAGAGCUACCAUAUGAUGAUUCCCUAAGUAUGUUGGUAUUUUGUAACGAAGAAAAAAAAGCACACCUUCUUUUUCGAUAUUUAACUGUAUAUUUCAGCUAUACAAAUACUGUAAAUUAUACAAUUAUUGAAUAUAAUCGUAAUAUACCACAUAAAAAAAGGAAAAAGAUAUUAAAGGAUUUUUUAAAUAAUAAAAUAAAUAUACUAAUAUGUACGGAUUCUAUUGCACGAGGUUUAGAUACGGUGAAUUUAAAUUAUGUUGUAAAUUUUGAUAUCCCAAUGCAUUAUAAUGUAUUGACGCAUAGAGCUGGAAGACUUUCCAGAUACAACAGUCGGAAAGGAACUGUAUACUAUUUUGUUAAAAAAUCGGAAAAAAUAAUUAUGAUAAAAUCAGGAAAGCGAAGAAAUGUAAAAAAAAUAAAUAGAUUAAAAUUCCCAAAAAUUAAGUUAAAGGAAGUUGAAGGUAAUGUAAUUAAAAUCAAGCCGUUAAUAAAUAAUGUAAUAAAUAAAGAAGAAUUAAAUAUAAUAAACCAAUACAAAAUUUAUCAUUACGAUGAUUUAAUAAAGUUGAAUUUGUAA